Taeniopygia guttata (zebra finch) is the source of this 2509-nucleotide messenger RNA. Lineage: Eukaryota; Metazoa; Chordata; Aves; Passeriformes; Estrildidae. The record is from RefSeq and is a predicted model, not a curated record.
GCCGUGGAAGGGUCGGUAAUGCUGAGUGGGCUGUAAAGCGGUGUGAAGUUCUGUGCUAAGUGAAAAGUCACAGGUACCUGGAAAACUACUCUGAUUGUAUUUCUGUAUACACAUGGAUAUGUUCUGCCCUUUAGGAAAGAUAUUUGGAGGGUAGGUAUUUCUGUGGAAACCUUAUGUUCUGCUGCUGUGAAACAGACAAACAGAACCUUACAAACUAAGAUAAGGUGCACUAAACAACAUGAUAAAACCAAUCACCCCAGUAAACAGUAUUUUCUGAAUGUGUCUGUAUGUCAGUACAUUCUGGUUCCCAUCAUGGAAGGCAGACUGAAAUUAGAAAGAAUGUCAGGGACAAUGGGAGAUCAGGAAUGGUUUCAGAAUAAAGGAAGACCAAGUAGAUUGGGACUUAUAUCAUCUCUUUGAAGCAGUUCGCUAAUAGCCUCAUUUCCUUUUUUAGAAUGAUAAUAAAGAAAAAGAGAAAAGAAAUUCGUGAGGAGCCUAUUCAGAAAAAGAAAAAGUUGAAGACUACCAUUAAAAUUGGGGAAGAUGUUCAAACUGUCAGUGAAACUAAGGACAAUCGCCAUUUCAAGAAAAAGACGAAGACAAGGAAAAAGGAAAAUUUAAAAGAUGAAUGCUUACACAAAUGGCAACCAAAGAAUAAUAAGAAAAAGAAGAAGAAAGUUGGCUCUGAAUUACUCAGAGAAGAUAAUUUAGAAAGCUUUGUGAAUAUAAAAGGUCAUUUGGAUUUACAACUUCAAGAAAAAUCAGAGAAACAAAUUAAAAUAAUCAAAAAGAAGAAAAAAAAAGUCCAGUGUCAUUUCUCCUUGGAGAAUAAUGAGAGUAGUGAUGUGGAGCUUUCAAAUCAUCGCACAGAUGGUACUAAGAAAAAUGAAUUAUCUUUUAAAAAAAAGAGAAAGAAUACUGCUUCAGAUUUGGAAUUGGAUGGUGAGGUAACAAAGAAAAAAAAGAAGAAAUACCGUUUUUUGUUAGAGGACAUCCAGGACAGUGAACAAAGGCAAUCUGCAAAAGUCUGUAAAAACCCCCACCAAUGCACUUCACAAGAAGCAGUUUCUAUGGGUGAGGACUAUGACACAGAUUAUGCCCAGAGGGGUGGGGAGAGUUAUGUGAGAAGAAAAAAGAAAAAGAAAGGUAAAUCUGACAAUUUUUUAGCACUGGCAGUUAAUGAGGACUACAUGCAUCGAGUUCCUGGUAGCCCCACUGCAUUAAGUGACUUCAGAAAAAGGAAGAAAGAUAAUUCCUGGGAAUUUACAUUGACAAGCAGAGAGGAAGAGGACAAAAUUAAGAACUUUGGGCAUAUCAAAGAGAUGAAAAAGAAGAAAAAAAAAGCUGUUUCUUCCUCAGCCUAUGAAGAUAAGCAAGACCGAAGUCACUGCAUUCCUGAUAAGCAUCUCCCAGCACAGCAAGAAGUUGAGCUUGAGGAGGAAGAGCUGUCUGGAAAGAAACACAGGAAGACUUUAAAGGAUAAUAAUGAAGUCAGUAAGAAGAAAAAGAAGAAGAUUAAGAAAAAGGAGAAGGAAACAACAUACUCAGAAGUUUCUUUAAACAAUGACAGUGCUUCUAAAAGCCAAAAAACACUGCUAGAAAGCCAUAAGAAGAAAGAGAGUGAAAUGGAGCGAGCGCAGUGUGUUACAGGGGACACUGCAGAUGGGGCAUUAUGCAGUAGUAAUCCUGUACUGUGUGACAGGAAAACGAAAAAAAGGGAAAAAGUACCACCACAGGACUUAGCUGAAGAACCAGGUUCAAAAGCAGUUGCAAGAAAGACGAAGACAGAAUCGCCAUGGAGUGAGUCAGCGGUGAGGCGGCAGGCCCUGCAAGAAGAAAUUGACCGAGAAUCUGGCAAAACCAAAGCUCUCAGUUCCAAAGUGGGACAGGAUAUGAAGCUUGGACAGUGGAGUACAGCUACUUUUAAAAGUUCUGAGCAACAAAUGAAGUUUUUUAGACUAAUGGGUGGCUUUAAAAAGGGUUCUGUGCCUAUUCAAAGUCCCUCAGCAAAUACAAACAAACCAAACAUGGCUCUGAACCAGGAAGGGCAGGAGAAGUUACAGCAGGCUCUGAAGAUGGAGUUUGAUAAAGCAAUGGACUUGAAGCAACACAGAGGAAUUGGUCUUGGAUUUCAGCCUAAUGCCAACAAAAAAGUAUAUAUAGACAAAUAUGCAUCUAGAUCCAUAAAAUUUGAAGAUUAAAACUCAGAAGUAAUAAAGAGCGUGAAAUUUAUUUUUGCCUUCUACAUCUCUUUACUUGAAAUAAAAUAACAAAAUGCUGAAGAAAUUUCAUUUAUGAAGUACUUGAAGUACAAGUUUUCAACUGCAUAUACCAGUGGAGCUGGGUCCUCACUUCACCCAAACAGUAAGUUUUUCAAACCUUUAUCACGUUCUUCAAGGCAAGAGACAGCCUCCUUCAAAGACUGAAGAUGUGUGCCAUGCCUGCAGUUAGUUGAAAUUCAGUAAUUUUUUUUUAAUGCUGAUUUAAUAAACUUAUUUUUUCUAUAUCA